AUGCCUCGAGCACCACGGCGAGCUGCGCAGCAAACCCACGAAGCUGUGACAACGACUCCAACUCGUCCUGCGACCACCAAUGCAAUCACAGCAACGAUCCCUCCUUUUAUGCUCGACACCCCUCCACAUGCUCCUUUCCUGACGACUCCCCUUCCUCCGUCGAACAACCCUGGGAAUUCCAUCGUGCCAGAAGCUAAUGCACCACGCCGUCCACCGGGGAGGCACCAACAAACGCCCGCGGACAACGGGAACAUAAACAGCGAAGCGCUAGAUCACUCCCAAGUAUCACACCAUGCCCUGGGAUCAGCCGCGUCAGAUGCGGGACAUGCAGAAGAACAGUCCUUUUUGGAUUCAGUGCAACAUGAUGUGGAGGAUGCGAAGCAGCUUCAUGGGCUAAGAGACAUUUCAUCGCUUGCCACAUGGACUUUGUCUUCCUCCAAACCUGGCUGCGGUCUGGCUCAGCUACGAAACCCCAAUCCAGCUCUCUUCUGGCAGAGCGACGGACCACAACCGCAUACUUUGACACUGCAUUUCUUCAAACUGGUGGCUAUUGUUAAGAUGAGGAUUUACCUGGAUUUUGAGCUGGACGAAUCAUAUACGCCAACAAAGAUAAAGUUCUACGCUGGGAUGUCAGAAGGGGGCUUGGUCGAAUUUGGUUCCUGGGAGGUUGAAGAGACAAUGGAUCCAGACACGGGCGAACCGCAAAGCAGCAUAGAGGGGGUCAGAGGAUGGAUUGAUGUGCCUUUAAAAGGCGUUGGCGGACGAGAAGUACGAUAUCACGACGACGAACCUAUCCUUGGUAUCGCUGGCUCGAGCUCGUCCCCAUCUCAGACAACCUCAGUCGAUGUAUUUGGAGGAGACGUCCUGAAGGCUAUGGUUGUUCAAGUCAGGAUUUGCGAGAACCACCAAAAUGGUAAGGACACUCAUGUUCGGGGCUUUCAGGUCUUUGCUAGGGACCAUGCCACUCCAACGGAGGUGAAGACGAAGAUGAGGAGCAGGUACCGCAGUAGUGCAGCUGAAGAUGACGAGGAACCCGAGCACGUUGUCGGCUUAAAGCUGGCUGACUGGAUGGGUGACCCUGAGAUACGAUAG
Messenger RNA from Exophiala spinifera, 1092 nucleotides. RefSeq lists its product as uncharacterized. Gene Ontology annotation, cellular component: anaphase-promoting complex. The record is from RefSeq and is a predicted model, not a curated record. Bases 1 to 1092 code for a protein of 363 amino acids. Lineage: Eukaryota; Fungi; Ascomycota; Eurotiomycetes; Chaetothyriales; Herpotrichiellaceae. Gene Ontology annotation, biological process: anaphase-promoting complex-dependent catabolic process; protein K11-linked ubiquitination. The transcript has a single exon.